CAUUGAAACCUCGAUCGGUUUUGUUGUAAUUAUUAUUAUUGUUAUUGAUUUUACUAACAAUAAUAGUAAUCCUAAAGAGUUUUCACCAAUAUUGUUUUUAAUACAAUUUAAAUUUCAUUUAUUUUGUAUUAAAAACUAAAUUAAUUGCUAAUUAAAAUGUCGUACGUAUUGGUAUCUACUGAGGACUUUCAUCGGGGGCCAACACGACUGUCCAGCGUCGACCCCUAUCUCCAUGAAAAACUGCCCCUCACUAUCAUCAAGGAUACCAUAUUCUACCAGGGUGAGUCCCAAUACGACCCUCACGGCCGGUAUUGGAAAUUCCGUGUAGAGGACGCGCCGGUACGGGUGCUCAACAAACUGAUGGACAUCGGGUAUCGGGUGAAAACCGGGAGUUGUCUUUCCAGUGGCCGUAACUAUGACAACCACUCGGGACACGCGUGGACUCUAUACAAACGGGAUGUCAAGGAGUUGGGCAACAGUUUUUAAGGGGUAUACCCUCUAAACCCUUGGCCCCAACCCCUUACCGAUACCUUUGUCUGUUAAACACUG
Medioppia subpectinata is the source of this 549-nucleotide messenger RNA. The record is from the annotation of a GenBank genome assembly. NCBI's taxonomy places the organism in Eukaryota, Metazoa, Arthropoda, Arachnida, Sarcoptiformes, Oppiidae.